Molecule: messenger RNA, 315 nt
Organism: Dovyalis caffra
Lineage: Eukaryota; Viridiplantae; Streptophyta; Magnoliopsida; Malpighiales; Salicaceae
Source: the annotation of a GenBank genome assembly
AUGAUUGUUGGUUGCGGAGUGGUGGCUACUCGGAGGGGUUAUGGGUCAACGAGCUAUGGCCGGUGUGCACGUAGAGCUCGGUAUGGGGUGGAUGGCCCAGUUGCAUGCGAUCCGGCUCGAAGGAGAUGCUAUAGUAGCAAGCUACCGUGGGCUAGCUCACGUGCUCCCGGUGGCUCGCUCGGUGGGCGAGAGAGAGGCGAUAGGCGUUUGGAGGCUAGCGAUAAAGCCUUCGGUUGGCAAGCGAGGGCAUAUGGGCUAGCCGUUAUGGGCAUGCGUGUGGGGUCGGGUGUGCUUGCUACGUAUCGGCUCUCCUAG